Suillus clintonianus is the source of this 2521-nucleotide messenger RNA. Its product is annotated as Oxysterol-binding protein-domain-containing protein. Gene Ontology annotation, molecular function: sterol binding. The record is from RefSeq and is a predicted model, not a curated record. Bases 269 to 2419 code for a protein of 716 amino acids. Gene Ontology annotation, cellular component: cytosol; perinuclear endoplasmic reticulum; intracellular membrane-bounded organelle. The transcript has 9 exons. NCBI's taxonomy places the organism in Eukaryota, Fungi, Basidiomycota, Agaricomycetes, Boletales, Suillaceae. Gene Ontology annotation, biological process: exocytosis; ER to Golgi ceramide transport; maintenance of cell polarity.
GAUUGUUCAUCCGAGCCAAUAGCAAACCGGUCGAUCCGGAGACAAUUCCCAGUCCUUCAGCGCCUAAUGAACGCGUGCGCCGGAACCGUGUCUUCUCUAACCCAAGCUUAAAGUAACCAUUGCCACGGAACACGUCCAUCUUGUGACGAGGGCAAAUCUUGCUUAAUACUCUGGGACAGCUUAUAGAAUUUGAACUACAUAUAGAUACAACUGCUUACUGUACCUGCCACUGCGUCUCGACGGUGUUACACACGAGCGCGAGUGACACAUGUCAUCUGCUCGACAAUCUUUCCCUCUCUCCAUCAAUACAGGCCAGAAUUCGGGUGUCACAGUAGUGUGCGAAGGAUGGGUUCUCAAGAAGAGAAGGAAAAAGAUGCAAGGAUUUGCUCGGAGAUACUUUGUCCUCGACCAGUCCGGUUCCUUGUCCUACUCAAUCGAUCCAAAGCGUCCCAUACGCGACAAAAUAUUCCUCCCUCACGCUGCGCUGUCCACUGCUGUUGGUCGUAAAGAUAUACACGUAGACUCGAGUAAUGCCACGUUUCAUAUCAAGUGCUUGACCGCAGAUGACUUCAAUACAUGGUUAACUGCAAUAAGACAGUUUGUCCUUCCCGAGGGACGACGGUCCCUUGCAGGAAAGACCACUCCUCGCCUGAGUCAAUCCCAGUUCAAUAGAUCUGGCGUUAUUGCUGAAGAUAUUGGCUCUACGAUAUCUGAGUUGGAAGCUGCUUUCGCCGCCCUCCAAUCCGAAAGUACACAUGAGAGGAGUCACCCUUCACUGAAGUCCAAGUCGGAGAAGGAUAAGCAUCAUCACCUUCCGUUCAACAUGUUCAAAAAAUCCCACCAGAUUAACGAGGACGGCACGUUACCGAAGAGCAACCUUGAUUCUCCGUCGAACCUUCGCUUUCAACAAAUUGACACUGCCCUCGCAGCUCUCAAGUCACAACAUGCUGCCCUACUGAAGUCCUUGCAGGCGCAUGAUGGCACAGCACCACCAACAGCUCGCGGCUCUCCUCUUCCCCCAACUACAGAAGAGAAGGAAGAAGAACCCCUCUCAGCUUCACGCUUCAAUACAUCACUCACUCGUAGAUCAAACUUGGCGAUUUCCAUGUCGAGUCUGAGCGACACCACACCUAACGAAUGGUUUGACGCCGAAGAGGAUGUAGGCGAGGAAUUCUUCCUAGACGUGCCCACUCCAGAUGAGGAGAUGGAGCUCUUUGUUCCCCAAUCCGACACUAGUAGUUUAAAUCAAACCGAAUCUGGCGACGAGGAGAAGCCUUCCACACCUCCAGCCCAUGAUCUAGAUCCCUCCGUGAACGCUCGUCAAGUGGUACGACGGACGCGCUUACCUUCGGGACCGGUCGGUGACGAGGGCAGUUUAUUCGCUAUUCUCAAGAACAAUGUCGGAAAGGACUUGUCUACGAUCGCCUUUCCUGUGUCGUUCAACGAGCCCCUGACUUUGUUGCAACGCACAGCAGAAGAACUGGAAUAUUUUAAUUUGCUACAUCAAGCAACUGAGGCUAAUGAUCCCACUCAACGCUUAUGCUUCGUUGCCGCGUUUGCUGUGUCCGGGUAUGCACACACAAGAUAUCGGACCGGUCGCAAAGGCUUCAAUCCCAUGCUCGCUGAAACAUUUGAAGACGUGCGAAUGAAGUUCCUGGCCGAGAAGGUGUCGCACAAUCCUGUCAUAAUUGCAUACCACGCAGAAGGCAAAGGCUGGGAAUUGAACGCGACUUCGGCCGGGAAAACCAAGUUCUGGGGCAAGAGCUUGGAAGUCAUUCCCCUUGGGACGACGCGGCUGAAGAUUGGGAAUGAUGAGUAUGAAUGGAACAAACCUUCAUCAUUUAUGCGAAACCUGAUGAUGGGCACAAAGUACCUGGAACACUGUGGCAAGAUGACGAUUGAAAACACGACGAGUGGUGCAACUUGCGUCCUUGACUUCAAGCAAAGUGGGUAUUGGGGUGCAUCUAAUGAAGUCUCUGGGGUGGUUCUCUCUUCAUCCCGUGAGGUAUCUGCCCGCAUAGAAGGCAAAUGGGACGAACAAAUCGCGCAAGCGCUCGACUCUUCCUACUUGCACGUCCUCUGGCGCAUCACACCAUUCGAGAAGGAGUCCCCACAAUACUAUGGCUUUACUGCAUUUGGCAUGACGUUGAACGAGAUCACGAGCGACCUCGAGGGUCGUCUGCCUCCUACGGAUUCGCGAUUCCGGCCCGAUGUGCGUGCACUAGAACAUGGGGACGACAAUGAGGCGGAGGCUCAGAAGACGCGCGUUGAGGAGAUGCAGAGGGAUAGACGGAGACGGGGCGCGGACCGAGCUCCAAGGUGGUUUAAGCAGGACGGGGAAGAGUGGACAUAUGCGGGAGGCUAUUGGGAGGCUAGGGCAAGGGGGUGGAAGGACACUCCAGUCGAGCCACUUUGGUGAUAGGCUAGGACUCUAUUGACACUCCAUCUCUAUUCAUACUACACUAGAUUAGCCUCUUCAAAUUCGGAUCUAUAUCAUGAUGUGGCCCAUCCGGGCGUGUUU